This is a messenger RNA of Psylliodes chrysocephalus, 1127 nucleotides long. The record is from the annotation of a GenBank genome assembly. NCBI's taxonomy places the organism in Eukaryota, Metazoa, Arthropoda, Insecta, Coleoptera, Chrysomelidae.
GUUUAUAGGAAUCCUUACUCGAAAUUCCCGACAUUUUUUUGGCUUCAUAGAUUUUCAGCUUAAGUGUGCGCAACCAUUCUCAACUACUAAAUAAACAUAAAAAAAACAUAAUGAAUCUGGUUCUUGUAAACUUAUCAAAUAAAAAGCCUUUUGUCUAUUUAAGAAAAUCUACUUUUUGCGAUAGCUUGUGUUAAUGAAAAGUGCUAAUGUAAAAAUUUAUGGUCAUUGUGAAAUUAAACUAAAAAGAUAUUUAGAUAGCUGUAAAGUAGAAAAAUAUAAAUGGAUCCCAAUAUGGCAAAAGCUCAUAACAUUCAAGAUGAGAUCAAUGAAACUAUGAACUCUUUAACUAACGAUGGUACUUAUACUAUAAAUGGCUUGUUGAGUACUUUUGCGAGUAUGCAAAGUGAGGAAGACGAUCCAGAAAAAUAUGAUUACACCGAUUCUCUGCAAAAUUAUAAUUCAAACGAAGAUGACACUAGUUUAUCUGGAAUUUCUUGUUCUAAAAGAAAACAAAGAAGAUACAGGACAACCUUUACGAAUUAUCAACUAGAAGAAUUGGAGCGAGCUUUUCAUAAAACCCACUAUCCAGAUGUAUUCUUCCGUGAAGAGCUUGCUCUGAGAAUUGAUCUAACCGAAGCUAGAGUUCAAGUUUGGUUCCAAAAUAGGAGAGCGAAGUGGAGAAAACAAGAAAAAAGCUUGAACAAAAACCAAGAGAUGCAAAAUUCAGCUAUUAAUAUUCCCAUAAACCUUCCAGCAUGUCCUACGCCUUUAGAAAGCCCACUACUUAAUUUCACCAAUAAUGAACAAAACAAUACAACAAACGUGUUUUUGGGACUUGAAUGGCCAUUAUCGUUUUCAAAUUCAUUAAACUUGUCGACAAAUAUCGAUCAACCAACAACGAGUGAACAAAAUUGUUCAAUGGAGAAUCAGUUAAAUGAAACAAUGUUGAUCGCAGAUCGAAUAACAAACUCGAUUCAAUCAAAUAUAAUGGAAGAAAACAUUCUUCUCGGGGAUGAGCUAGAAGACAGGAUGGAAGAGAAUUUGACUUUGAUUUCUUCAGCAGAUGAUGAUAUUUCUAUUGAUCCUGAUUUGUUAACUCUGAAGCCAUCUCGAAAUCAGAAUGAAUA